Molecule: messenger RNA, 2227 nt
Organism: Microstroma glucosiphilum
Lineage: Eukaryota; Fungi; Basidiomycota; Exobasidiomycetes; Microstromatales; Microstromataceae
Exons: 1
Coding region: 276-1883 (535 amino acids)
Source: RefSeq, a predicted model, not a curated record
AUCAUCCCUCUUUCCCCUCCGUCGUCGAGUUCCGUAUCCUUGCUUCUCCAGACAGGCGCUGGUAGCCUUUUGCUUCUCCUUCAUCUUCUCAUCUCCUUCCUUCAUCUCUCAAUCUCAUCCUCUCCAAAGCGACGAGCUGUGCUCAUCGUCCCUCUCCAAUCCAACUCUUCCACUCAUACAAUUCUGAAACUCGUAGGACUGGUUCCUAUUGCUUCAGAUUUCCCCACAGCAUUGCCUCUACAUACGUCAAAUUCAACCCCCCACAGCUCUUCAGCAUGUCUCCUAACAGCAAAUUCUCCUUUGCACCUCACUUUGCCAACAUGGCAGUCCUCCUUGCCGUUGCCUUUGUACUGGCAACCCACAACGUCGCAGCAGCCCCUGCCGUCGGCAACGAAGGGGGUGUUGUAGCAUCCUCUCAUCUCGUUGAAAGGGCUGAUGUGUCGAUGGGCUCUAUCGCCGCGAGCGAUAUUGCGCGUGGUCUGCAGCUGGAGAGGGCCGAUCACCCCCUCUCCAAGCGACGUCUGCGUCGUCACCGUGCGGGCCUUCAUGCUCGCCGAUCUCUUCCACGUAGGCAAGAUACCACCGACGGAGACGAUGACGAGGGCAGUGAUGAUGACGGCGAGGACGGAAGCGAGACCGUCACAGCCACGACUACCGACCUCGAUCCAGAGAGGACUGGCAGGGCUACCCCCACUGAUAGCACCACCGUCUCGUCCACACAGACGGUCACUUCAACGGCGACCUCGCUUGUCUACUCCGAGUCCUCUACAUUGACCACAAAGGAGACGAUCACCUCCACUCUCGUGCCCGAGGAGACCUCUUCUACCUCGGACUGGACGCAGACAUACACUGCUACCCUGACAAUGGGAGUCAAUGGCACAUCCUCUACCGACCAGUCCUCUUCCAAGGCCACAUCUACCAAGGCUGCAGCCUCCUCGACGGAUCUGGACCCAAAAAUUCCCGUCGUCACUUCUGGCACUCUGGAGAAGGCGGUCACAACUGACACCGACUCGUCUACCUCGACUCGUCGACACAGGCCACACCAGACCAGCAGCGCUGACGACGUAGAGAAAUAUACCAUUGGCACCGUCGUUUGGACUCAUUCGGCCUCUCCAUCUCCCUCAUCCUCUUUCAGUGCAGACGCGCCGCGUAUCACCGUCGAUGGAGCCGUGUGGGUGGACAUGUCCUUCAUGGUUCCCGCCUCGCUAGUCGAAUCCAUCAGCAUGAGUCGAGGAUCUUACGUCGCCCAACCUUCUGCGACUGCUGAUCUCAGGAAGCGUACGGUGACGGCGACUGCUUCAGCUCCACCUCUGCUCACUGGAUCUACAUCUGCUACUGCUACAGCGACAGCCACUGCUGGCGAUGACGAUGACGAUGAUGAUGACGACGAUUGUGAGGACGAGGAUGAGACGAGCACUUCGGCCGACGUAAAGGCUGCUGCUACCUCAUCCGCCAAGACGACGUCCUCUUCAAAGAAGACCUCAUCUUCCUCAACCAAGACGUCUUCCACGACCAAUGCCUUCCCGACUGUAGCUAACUCCAGUAGUACCAAGUCGUCAAGCACCAAGACCUCCACCACUUCCACCAAGGCUUCAAGUACUUCUACCAAGACGAGUACCCCAACCACCAAUAGCUCCUCCACCACCUCAAGCUCAAGCUCAACUGCCGCCUUUGACACCUUUUGGGACUCUUUCCUCGGUCUCUUCAAGGAGCUCGCAUCGGGUAAUACCACUGCCUCUGCGGAAAUCCCCUCGGAAACGAGUAGUAUUUGGAAGACUGUCAAUUCCGCCUUUGGAUUUAGUAAGAGGGACUUGGGAUUGUUGGACGGAGAGGAGUGGGAGGUGAGGGAGGUGGAGCCAGUGCUCUUUAUUAGGGAGGAUUGAGAGAGAGGGGGGGAGGAAGCUACAGAGGGAGAAGUCUUCGAGAGCAGAAUCUCGGUCCACUUGAGAUCGGCUGAUCGAUGGGUCAUACCGCCAUCUCGUCCUGCCAGCAACCUUGUGAAUAGAUCUUAUGACACUCUUUCUCCUCGCCGUUUCGUUGCCCUCCUGCCUGCCUGACUCACUGAUUUGAUUGCCCCAGACAAGACUCCUGGCGCCUGCGGUCCAAGAAUCGAUCUUGUCUAUGUUCAGACGCCGCACAAUGCAGCAAGAGAGCAGCAAGGCGGGCGAGCCUGGCUGGCGGGACAAACAACGUUGCCCGCCUUGACGAGACGAGUGGGAGCAGGCAC